AUGAGCGCCCCCUGGAUACAUCUGUGCGGCGGCGACCGGCCCCUGCGCGAUAAAACGCGGCUGUACAUGGACCGUGUACGGCUAUGGGGCUCAAAGGGGAAUUCACGGGACUUGCAAGAGAUCAAUGCAGGCAUCCCUGCACUAUGUGCAUCGCUAGCAAACGAAGCCCUUGGGCGUGCCAUUGUGAGUGAAAGAGACAUGCGGCGUGCAUCGGGCUUGUCACCCGCAAAGUAUAAUCAAGCGAGAGCUCUUUUGCGCAGUGUCGUCGAAGUAUCGCCUGUGCGGCAGACAAGAUCGCAAGGGCGAGCGUCGGCCAAGCCAUCCUCGCCUUCGCCCACCAAACCACGGCUUGAUCGUGCAUCGCUGCUGGAGCGUGCAAAGGCUGUACAGAGCGGCGAGCUUUUUCAGAGUUCGCCGCCGGUUCAGCACGCGGUAGUUGAAGCCGAACCGCAAGAAGUUACAGCGCCACGCAAGCUCGAGCCCACGGACCCAGCCGUGAUAAAACGAAAACACACGCAACCCAAAUCGGAGGAAAUGCAAGAGCGCCAUACGCAAGCGGAGCCCGCGCAAGCGUCGGAGGUGGACGACCCCAUCUACAAGCGAAUGCUUUCGCUCGGUGUGCCAAUGCACCGCGAAGGGCUCAAGUUUGAGCUAGAACCGAGCCGUCCGCGGAAGCGCGGACGACCACCUGCGGCCAAAAAAGUAGAGCAACCGCGCAUGAGCGACGUAUUUGGCGCCGUUUGGGACGAGGAGGAGCAAGUGCGGCAGCACACAUCGUGCCUUCCUGCACGCUACUUGACGCUGUCGCUCUCUCGUGCUGAGGAACAGUGGCUUUCCCCGCUACCUUCACCGCUGGUCAUGUCCACAUUGGACCCAGGCGCGCCCAAUGCACGGCCCUCUGCCGUUCUUGCGGGGUGGAAGGAGCAGCUCCGCCUGUAG
Molecule: messenger RNA, 939 nt
Organism: Malassezia vespertilionis
Lineage: Eukaryota; Fungi; Basidiomycota; Malasseziomycetes; Malasseziales; Malasseziaceae
Exons: 3
Coding region: 1-939 (312 amino acids)
Source: RefSeq, a predicted model, not a curated record